Morchella sextelata is the source of this 3816-nucleotide messenger RNA. RefSeq lists its product as uncharacterized. The record is from RefSeq and is a predicted model, not a curated record. Bases 1 to 3816 code for a protein of 1271 amino acids. The transcript is spliced from 3 exons. Lineage: Eukaryota; Fungi; Ascomycota; Pezizomycetes; Pezizales; Morchellaceae.
AUGCAAGCCGUCACAUUCAACGCUGAGGAUCAAUCUGGUGCCUACGGCUUCGCCCUCCUUGUACCAGUCGACACGCCCAGCCCUGCCGACACGCCCAGCGAGAUUCUUUCACCCGCCGAUGACCCACCCCAUGAUAUUCUCAUACGCCCCCUCGAUGAGCAAGUCAAACAUGAUAUCCACAUACUCGCCGAUGAGCAUCAUAAAGACCCCACCAUGUCCCUUGAGCAUGAAGACCGGCCUAUCGGCGUCGAAACCUCCUCAGACGACGUGGCUAUGAAGCUCUUCAUGUCUCCUGAUGCCGAAUCCAUUGAUACUCCAGCCCUUGUGGAUGACGACAAGCCCAUGGAUUUAAGUACGCCCCCUGAAAAUCAAUCUGUGCGUCUACCCACCCCCACGGAGGAGAUACCCUUGGAGGUAUUAUUACCCUCUAAUGCUGCAUCCAUUGAUUUUCGACCCCCCGCCGACAACCACAAGUCCACCGGGUGUUACUUCGUGCGGGCUGUCGACCCGACCUCCAGAGAUCAAGGCAUUAAACCUCUACCCCCCACUGGUAAAGAGCCCAUCAACCCCUUGCCCCCCAAAGACGAUGUGCCUAAUGGCCCACUUACACCCGCUGACGAUGAACCCGUUGGUUUCAUCAAUCAAUACAUCAAAUAUAUUACUCUUCGCGACAAGCUCGCCGACCUCAUAACGAUUUGCAAUCAAGAAAUCACUAUCUACACGCUCACUGAAGACCAGGCGGACGACUUCACAACCGUUGACGAUGAACCCAUGGAGCUCAUGUCUGCUCCCACCCACGGCCUUAUCGUGGAUCCCUCCCUCGCCCUCAACGAGCUUAUGGUAGCCAUCGCGAGAGUCAGAGCCGAUACAGCCCACUACCCGCGAGAAGUCCCCCGAGAAGAUGGUUACAGAUAUCGAUUUAUUAGAAACGCAAUUGCGACUAUCGUGCGCCCACAGAGCAGAAUCAUGCAUGGAGUCGACGAGCUGAUGUAUAAUACGGCGAUGGCACGGCUCGAGCCUGAGGUACCGUCAAACAUCGAGUAUGUGAAUCAGGUACCGUUAAACGUCGACUAUGCGAACCAGGUACCGCCAAACGUCGAGCACUCGAAUGAGAUGCCGUUAAAUGUUGAGUAUGUGAAUCAGGCGCCGUUAAAAGCCGAGUAUAUAGAUGAGGAGGCACCAGUAGUCGACGAGUAUGUGGAUCAUGAUGAGCCGAGGGCGAAGAGAUUGAGAGUCGAGGAGAAGACUGAGGAUAUGAGGGAGACUGAUGGGGUUCAGGAGACUGAUGGGGCGCCAGACAUAUCGGAUCAAAGAAGGUUACUAGAGAUAUAUGAGAUCGAAAGCCAAAGGCACCGAAUGAUUGAUGCAAUACAACUCACGCUCAUGAUUAACACAUAUAGGACUGAGAGAGGGGGCCUACCGCCGAUCCGAGAGGAAACGCCGGUCAGAGAGAAAAUGCAAAUCCGAGAGGCAAUGCCUCAUGCUCAACUGCCUGAUCUAGGGGUGGAAGAUCACCAAAUGUUUGACCAGAGUAUAAGCCUUGAGAGCCUGAAUCUGCAGGAACAAUAUGAAAUAUUCCAGGUGCCGGAAGUACAGGAAAAGAUAUUCCAAGUGCCUGAAGCACAGGAAGAAUCUCAAGUACCUGAAGCACAGUUCUGGGAUCCGGAAGGGCGGGAGAAUGAUAGUCGGGAGCCGCAGUUACAAGAUCAAGGGUUCCAGGCCCCCGAGGUUCAAAUUUGGAACCCUGAAGUAUAUGAGUCUAAGAGAAAGGCGGAGAUACAAAAGACGAUUUCGGGGGUUCCUGAAGUACGAGGGGGAAGGGCAUCAAUGUAUUAUUUUGGGGGCUCGAAGAUGGAGCUACGUGGCAGCCAGGCCGAGGUGCUGGUGCAAGGGUGGGCCCCUCAGACGCCGGCAGUACAAGAGGGAGAACCCCAAAUUCCCGAGGUUCAGGUUUGCGACCCAGAGGCACAGAGUUAUGAGAGCCAGGAGCCGCAGGUACAUAGGAGUAUUCCCCAGGUAUCUGAAACACAAGAAGGGGAUUUCCAAGUGCCUCAAGUAAAUGUGGAAGGGUCUUCGAUACUUGAAGCCCAAUUUGGGGACCUGGAAUUAGACAGGUAUGAGCACCAGGAGCCACAAGCCCUAACGGAAUUAUCUGAAGACUUUCCGGAUUGGGACCUUGAAGGAUUGAUAAGGUUUGAGAGCGAGGAGCCUGUACUGAUGCAAAAUGAGACAUCCCAGACUCCCGAAGCACGAAAGGAAUGGUCCCAAGUGCUUGGAUCAGAAGAGGAAACGCUUCCAGUGCCUAGAGUAGAUCUAGAAUGGGAGGUGCCUAAUGAGAGCCAGGAGCUGCAACAAGGGUUGAAAGAGAUGCCCGAGGGGCCUGAAUCACUAGAUGAAGGGUUGAAGUCCCUAAUGCCUGAUCUUCAAUAUGACGACCUGGAAGCACAGAAGAUGCACGAGGGUCAGAAAUCUCCGGUGUACAGUACAAUGUACCAAGUGCCUGAAGCCCAAGCUUGUGACUUGGAAACACCGAUAUAUGAGAGCCAGGGACCGUAUUCCCAAGUGUCAGAAGCACAAGAGGAAGAGCCUCCAAUGUCUGUUAUUAAAUCCGAGGACCAGGGAGUGCACAGUGAAAUGUACCAAGUACCUCAAGCCCAAGCUUACGACUUGGAAACGCCGAGAUAUGAGAGCCAGGGACCGCAUUCCCAAAUGUCAGAAGCACAAGAGGAGGAGCAUAUAUUAUCUGUUAUUAAAUCCGAGGGCCAGGAAGUACAAAGGGACGAGGAUCAGGAGCCACAUAUGCCGAAGGAACUGUCCCAGGCGCUUGAAACACAAGAGAAGAUGCGCCAAGUGCUUGGAGCACGAGAAGAGUCUCAAUUACUUGAGAUUGAAGAUUGGUACCCAGUGAUAAAGAGACGCUACUUACAGGAGGGGGGUAGGUUCACGUCCUCGGGGCCCGAAGUAGUUCAAGUUUGGCACAAUGAAAUACAGAGAUACGAGAGCGAUGGUCCGCAGUCAUCGGGAACGUCUCAAACGCCCGAAACACAAGAGGAACAACCUUCGCAAUUCCCUGGGGUUCCCAAUUGGUUUCCUGACAGACCGAGGUUUAGCCAGGAGCCGCUUCAAGUUUGGGGUCAUCAAUCACAAAGGUCUGAUAGCCAACAGUCGCAAACGUCGAGGGAAACAUCACUAUCUCAGGUUCCUAGAGGACUAGAGCAAAGACCUCAAUUGCAUGAGGCUCAGCUUGGCGACCCGGAAAUGCAAAGGUACGAGACUCAAGGGCCGCGAACAUCAAGGGUAAUAUCGCAGAUGCUUGAAAUACAAGUACAAGAGCGAGCUCGCCAGAUACCCGAAGCACGAGAGGAAGAGUCGCAAUUACCUAGGGUUCGAGACCGGUACCGUCGAGCAGAGGGUCCAGCAGAGGGGGAAGCAAGCAGGAUGUCUGAGGCACAAGAAGAGCCAGAGACCAACGUACCUGGGAUUCAAGAGUGGUUCCCUCCGAUAGAGGCGGAGGCGCACAGGAUGUCUGAAGAACGCCAGGUGUCGGAAGCACGAGAGGAAGUGUGUCGGGCGUCUGAAGCGCUAGAGGAAGCACGCCAGGUGCUUGAAGCACGAGAGGAAGCGCGCCGGAUUUCUGAAGCAUGGGAAGAGUCGCAAUUACCUGGCACCCAAGACUUGUACCCCGAACCACGUAGGUAUGAUAGCCAUGAGUCGCAGGAAUCGAGAGAAACUCCUCAGACGCCCGAAGCACAAGAAGGGAGACUCCCGGUGUCUAGAAUGCAUGGGGCGCGCGAGGUGUCAAAACCACAAGAGUAA